AUGAACGCCACAUCGUGUUCAGUUAAUAACAACCCGCUGGCGCAGAUCAGUAAGCAUACCCAGGAUAAUGGCGGUUUCGUGGGGGGGCGACCUCUCGGGAACGUCGGUUCGUCGACUUCCUUGGAGUCCGACCAGUUCAGGACUAAGCAUAACGCCGUUUCGGAACAGAACAGGCAUCAGAUGAAUCACUUCAUGAACAACACUGGGUUUACUUCCCCACCCGCAUCCUUGCAGAUGGGUCAGCAACCGGCUCUGCAGUCUUGGUCGAGCAGCCAGGUGCCGACGAUGCAGUCGUUGGGCCAUCACCACCUUACACAGCAGCAGCAGCAGCAGCAUCACCGUAGUGCGAUGCCCAUGUCCCCCUCAAGCACUAAUUUGCAAAUGAGGCAGAAUGACUGGUCGGAGGAGUUUCAGUUACACAACGACAACUGCAACGCAUCCAGUGUAUCGAUCUCAAUGUCGCAAUUGCAGCAGCUACGGUCUCCGGACGGGACUGUUGGGAAUAUGACACCGAUGCACUUCCAGCCGAGGGGAUACACUAGGUACAAUAACAGUAGUAAUGCUGCGGUUAUUAAUGCACACCAGAGACAGGCAGCUGCACCGCUGGAACAACAGGCGGACUGGGAUGAGCAGUUCGACGAGCUGGAAAAGGAGGUGACCGAGUCGCUGCAUAUAGAUGAGAAGUCUGCCGAGAAACAGAAUGAGGUGCAGAAGGAAGAGGUUACCGUUGAUGCCGACUACCAGUCCGAAUUCCAACACGUGUGGGACUCGAUUCACCAGGAUGGGGAAGAUGUCAUGCCGAACCAUUUGAACGGGCAGACGUACUUCAACUCGAGGCAGCUGGGGAACAUCAAGUACGAUUUUGAAAACAGCAAGAACGAGUACCUGAACAACCCAAACGCGUACGAAAUAGGGUGUAUACUGAUGGAGAAUGGAGCUAAGUUAAGCGAGGCCGCAAUGGCAUUUGAGGCUGCCGUGCAAGAGAAGGAACAACACAUUGACGCUUGGUUGAAGUUGGGGCUCGUUCAGAUCCAAAACGAAAAGGAAAUCAACGGUAUAUCUGCUCUGGAAAACUGCUUGAAGCUGGAUCCAAAUAACUUGGACGCAAUGAAGAACCUGGCGAUCAGUUACAUCAACGAGGGAUACGACGCGAGCGCGUUCACUAUACUGAAUAAAUGGAUAGAAACCAAAUACUCAACGAUCGACACGUCCUCACCAGAAAUUAUCACCGAUGGACACAAACUGGUUGAGAGCGAGAUGGAGGAUCCGUUAUCCCUAAGCGAAAAGAUCACCAAACGAUUUUUGAAGCUUGCCAACCAGCUUCCUGUGGUUGAUUCCGAUGUACAGUUAUGCUUGGGGUUGCUAUUCUACGCAAACGAUGAUUUCAACAAGACCAUCGACUGUUUCAAAACGGCGUUACAAGUCAACCCGAACGACGAGCUGAUGUGGAACAGGCUUGGAGCUGCUCUGGCCAACUCCAACAGAUCGGAGGAAUCAAUCAAGGCGUAUCACAGGGCUCUGCAGUUGAAGCCAUCGUUUGUCAGGGCGCGCUACAAUCUGGCUGUCUCGUCGAUGAAUAUUGGGUGCUACAAGGAAGCUGUCGAACACCUUCUAACGGCAUUGAGCAUGCACGAAGUGGAAGGUUUAAGACAGAAGGACAAAGACUCGCACCAUUACUCAAACUACAACAACGAUAACAUCCUGGAAACUUUAAAGAGAGCAUUUAUCGCCAUGAAUAGGAACGAUCUUCUACAAAAAGUCAUGCCGGGUAUGGACUUAAACGAGUUCCACUCCGAGUUCAACUUCUAA
This is a messenger RNA of Huiozyma naganishii CBS 8797, 1809 nucleotides long. It is a transcript of the gene PEX5, whose product is annotated as Pex5p. Gene Ontology annotation, molecular function: protein binding. Gene Ontology annotation, biological process: protein import into peroxisome matrix, docking. Lineage: Eukaryota; Fungi; Ascomycota; Saccharomycetes; Saccharomycetales; Saccharomycetaceae. The record is from RefSeq and is a predicted model, not a curated record. Gene Ontology annotation, cellular component: cytosol; peroxisomal membrane. The transcript has a single exon. Bases 1 to 1809 code for a protein of 602 amino acids.